GAAACACAGAAAGAAGCACUUCCCCGGUUCGACAGCGACAGAUCACCUCACUUCCACCUUCACUCAUCCCUCUUUAUCAUCGCGAGAGCGCGUCGAACAGCACCAUGGCUGAGGAACCACGAAAGCGCUCGCGCUUCGACCAGGCCCCCAGCGAGGAGCCUCCGCGCAAGUCUCGAUUCGACCGACGCUCGCGCAGCCCUGUCUGCAAGGCCGCCGAUACUGCUGCCACCGCCCGCGAGCGUAGCCCCGUUAAGAGCGUCGAGACUCCGACCAAAGACGAGGUCAAAGACCCGGCCGCAAUUGCUGCCGCCGCGGCUGCCCGCAUCACCGCGCAGCUGCAGAGGCAGAAGGGCAUCCAGCAUGUGGAUGUGCCGCCGAUUCGUCCGGCUUCCAACGCAGCCGCUGGCGCAUCAAAAUCUCCCUCGGCCUCGGAAAAAGGCGCGGCCCUCAACCACGAAGUAUAUCAACAGGACGGUGACUUCAUCAAAGACAUUGAGGUCAAUGACCUUCGAAACCGCUACACAUUGACUAAAGGCAGCACGCAAAAGAUGAUCAAAGAAGAGACUGGCGCUGAUGUUACUACUCGCGGGAACUACUACCCGGAUAAGAGCAUGGCCACUGCUGCCAAUCCGCCGCUUUACCUCCACGUGACGAGCACCACAAAGGACGGCCUCGAACAAGCCGUGAAGAAGAUCGAAGAGCUCAUGCAGCAGGAGCUCCCAAACCUGAUCGACGAACGCCGAUUCCGCCGUCGCGAAGAGCCUCGAGAGCCGCAGCCUGACCGCGACCAUCUGGGCCGCCGCAAGUGGCCGGAGAAGCGCAUACCCAUCGACCUUGAACCGAUCCCGGGCUUCAAUCUUCGAGCACAAGUCGUGGGCCAUGGAGGCAGUUACGUGAAACACAUUCAGCAGGAGACCAGAUGUCGCGUCCAGAUCAAGGGUCGCGGUUCGGGGUUCAUGGAACACGACACGGGACGGGAGAGCGACGAGGCCAUGUACCUGCAUGUUGCUGGACCCGAGCAGGCUAUGGUGGACGAGGCCGAAGCUCAGUGCAACUCGCUCCUCGAGGCUGUUCGCACCUCGUACCAGGAAUUCAAGGAGCGGCCGCCACGACACAACGGCGGAUUUGGUGGACGCGGUGGCUAUGGCGGCGAAGGUCGCGGAGGCUACCAUGAUCGCGGCCUAGAUCGCCAGCAUUCUGGACCCUACGGUGGUGGUGGUGGUGGUGGUGGUGGAGGCGGCGGUAGUGCGUAUGGUGGUAUCAUGUCACCCGCCAACGGUGGCUAUGGAGGUGGCUAUGCUGCUCCUGUAUGCCAAGCAGAGCAAUAUGCACAGUACAACCCAGCUCAACCAGGAUACGGCAUUACCACAGAUCAAGUUUCUACGGCACCAGCGCAGACUGCCGUCGCUCCAGCCGAUCCGAUUGAACAACAGAAGCAGUACGAGGCAUGGGCAGUCUAUUAUGCGCAGAACCCAUCAGCGGAUCCUUACUCUGCAUACGGAGGUUAUGGCGUUGUCAUGGCUCAGUUCAUGCAACCAGGCGCUGCUGGUGCGUAUCAAGCGUAUGCUCAGCAGACACAAACUCCAGUGGACUACACGAACGGAAUGACGGCUGCGCCACAGGAUCAACAGGGCAUCCCACCGCCACCACCACCACCCGGUGCAAACCAAGGCUAUAGUGCUGUCCCUCCCCCACCGGGCAUGUAAUGUGGACCGUCCUGCCAUCGUGGACGGCGAGCGUGGCUCGAUGAAAGAUUGAAAUGAAUAGAAGCGUCGGAGUGCUGGUGUGAUCAUGCACUGGCAGCUGCAAGAUGAGGCGCGAUGUGUGCCAAAGAACCUGACUUGUUGGCGCAGCAGCUAGUCCGCUCCGCAGCGGCACUGCCACGUCCACAACUCGUAGCCCGAGUACUGACAUGGUCAAAAGCGAACAUACCUAUUGAGAAGAAAUGGACAUUCUGUCAUGUUGACGUUUCACAGACUUGUAGCAACAUUACGAUCACCGGUGAAUCCCCGACGAUCUUGGCUCAGCCUCUUCUGGUCUGCAGCUGUGCCGAAUGGACUAGCGACUCAUGUGUCGUAGUCUAGUAAGAGCGCUCAAGAAGGUAGGCAGAGAUUGCUGUCAAUAGAUUGUGACCAAACCAGAAGAUCCCCGCC
Sphaerulina musiva SO2202 is the source of this 2153-nucleotide messenger RNA. RefSeq lists its product as uncharacterized. Bases 105 to 1706 code for a protein of 533 amino acids. The transcript is spliced from 6 exons. The record is from RefSeq and is a predicted model, not a curated record. Gene Ontology annotation, cellular component: nucleus. Gene Ontology annotation, molecular function: RNA binding. NCBI's taxonomy places the organism in Eukaryota, Fungi, Ascomycota, Dothideomycetes, Mycosphaerellales, Mycosphaerellaceae.